AAAUAAAAAAUCUUACUAAUCUGUAUUUCACUUCUUCCGGUGACCCGGUGACCGAUCCCGGACAUCUCUACGCGUCAAACUUAUCCGAAAACACACACACACACACACUUACAAACACAUACACAGACAUACAAACCCACCUUUAAUUUCUCCCAAUUUUGUACAGUUAUUAAUUUGGGAAUUCUAGGGUUUCUUUACAAUUUUUUAUAUAAUUUUUAUAAAAAAAAAUAAAUAAUAAUAAUGGGUCGUUCACGAGCUAAAAAUGAAUCAGUUGAAGAAGAUUCUAGUCAAAGUCGCUCAAAGAGAAAGCGAACUCCCUCAAAUUUGGAGAAUUUAGAGGCUGCAACUUCAGGCCAAGGGAUGACUGAAGGGAAAAAAGCUUUGUACCAUUGUAACUACUGCAACAAGGACAUCUCAGGAAAAAUUCGCAUCAAGUGUGCUUGCUGUUCCGAUUUUGACCUUUGUGUGGAGUGUUUUUCUGUUGGAGCUGAGGUUUAUCCUCAUAAAAGCAAUCAUCCAUAUAGGGUUAUGGAUAAUCUAUCAUUUCCGCUCUUCUGUUCUGAUUGGAACGCAGAUGAGGAGAUAUUGCUACUUGAGGGGAUAGAAAUGUAUGGGCUUGCAAACUGGAGCGAGGUUGCUGAACAUGUUGGAACGAAAAGCAAAGCACAUUGCAUUGAGCAUUAUAAUACCAUAUACAUGAAUUCACCUUGCUUUCCACUUCCGGACAUGUCUCAUGUUAUGGGAAAGAAUAGAGAAGAACUCCUCGCAAUGGCCAGAGGUCAUGGUGAAGCUGCAAAAGGGCUUCCAACUGGAGGGGAAGUUUCCGUUAAAGAGGAGUCUCCAUUUUCUGCGAGAAUCAAGGUUGAAGAUGUAAGAAAAGAAGGUUCAGCAGUUCGGUCGUCAUCUGCCUUGGCUUCUGAUGUAAGUCCUGUUGGAGGUUCUAGCACUCUAAAUGCAUCAGCAGGGGCUGGUAAGAGAACAUCAAGCGUUAUUCAAAAUGAUAAAGGUGGCGAUGGAAUUAAGAUAGAAGAAACUCAUGUAGACAGAAGCUUUGGAGAGAAAAAGUUGAGGACAUCAGGGGAAGAGGGACCUUCAAUGACAGAGUUGAGUGGUUAUAAUUUCAAGAGGCAAGAAUUUGAAGUUGAAUACGACAAUGACGCUGAACAGUUACUGGCAGACAUGGAAUUUAAGGAGACUGAUACUGAUGCUGAGCGUGAACUUAAACUGCGAGUCUUGCAUAUAUACUCUAAAAGGCUAGAUGAGAGGAAACGCAGGAAAGACUUCAUUCUGGAAAGAAAUCUACUUUAUGCUGAUCCGUUUGAGCAGGGUCUUUCACCUGAAGAGAAAGAAAUAUGUCGUCGCUAUAGGGUGUUUAUGCGUUUUCAUACAAAAGAGGAGCAUGAGGAAUUGCUGAAAACUGUUAUUGAAGAACACCGCAUUCGAAGAAGGAUCGAGGAUUUGCAGGAAGCUCGAGCUGCUGGUUGUAGGACAUCCGCAGAUGCCGAAAGAUACAUUGAACAGAAGAGAAAAAGAGAAGCUGAGGAAAGUGCACGCAGGGUGAAGGAUAAUGUACAGCCUGGGCCUAGUGGCAAGUUCUUGCAAAGAGCAAAUCAUCUGAAAGGGGAUCUUGAUAGCCCACAUGGUGGUAUUAGAGGGCUCACUGGUCUUGAUUCCUCAGGCAAAGAUACAUCAUCCGCACCUGGAGGGUUAGCUAUUGCCAAUUUGGAUGAUUGGGAUGUCAGCGGACAUUUGGGUGCUGAUUUACUCUCUGAAGCCGAAAAACGCUUGUGCACAGAGAUCAGGGUGCUUCCUGCUCAUUAUCUAAACAUGUUAGAAAAACUGUCCAUAGAGGUCCUGAAUGGUCACAUAGCUCAAAAGUCUGAUGCGCAUCGUCUAUUUAAUGUUGAUCCAAACAAGGUUGAUAGAGUAUAUGACAUGCUUCUGAAGAAGGGAAUUGGUCAAUCAUGAGAUCAGCUUGGCUUCUCUUAUUUCUGGGUGUGGGCUUUAAUUGUUGUGUAAUCCUAUAGGUUAAUGUUAACUGCAGCUCAGAAGGGCUCUCAACCCAUAAGGUAUUAGUUAGUUCUCACAUAUGUGGUAUUGUAUGUUGUGACAUCAAUACAAAGUGUCAUGGCCUCAUAUUUUGACUAAUCGAAUAUUUAGCUGAGCUCAAUACAUAGAGGACACUGUUGUUAAAGGUUA
Messenger RNA from Erigeron canadensis, 2199 nucleotides. Its product is annotated as transcriptional adapter ADA2-like. Gene Ontology annotation, molecular function: zinc ion binding; transcription coactivator activity; chromatin binding. Gene Ontology annotation, biological process: chromatin remodeling; regulation of transcription by RNA polymerase II. Lineage: Eukaryota; Viridiplantae; Streptophyta; Magnoliopsida; Asterales; Asteraceae. The transcript has 13 exons. Bases 241 to 1968 code for a protein of 575 amino acids. The record is from RefSeq and is a predicted model, not a curated record. Gene Ontology annotation, cellular component: nucleus.